UCCAGUUGAAAGAAGUCAUUAGAUAAUGAAAAUUUUGUUCUGUUUUGUCGGAUAAUAUUUUCUUUUGCGAAUUUGAAUAAAAAGAUCUAGAACCUGACGUUGUCUUUAAUGUAAUCUAUUGGGUCAAAAUGACGGGCGGUUUGCAGCAUUUUGCUAACAAUGAGCACUGAAUGUCUAAUCCUUGUUGUUAAGUGUCGAACAUAAACCAGGUUUUGUCAGCUCGUUUAUCUCCGCCUUUUUAGAGUAACUUUAUUCACUUGCUGAAAACAAACGAAAGAAUACGGUACAAUGAACCGAAUACAAUGCAAGCGGUGGGCGGUGAAAUGGGAUCCAAUAGAGUGUGUAAAUACUGACAAAAAAUUAUUACAAUUGUAAUUUAUAUUAUAAAUGGUGAUUACACGUUGACAUCACUCGAAGCAUCAUAAAAGAAAAACAAACACUGCACAAGACAAAUUUUGCUCUUGGCAGACAAUGAAAAUGACAGUUGAUGACAAAUCCAAGACUUAUAGAGGAGAACAGAGUAAAGAAACCACACAAACGUUUCCAACUAGAGAGCUCAUAACUUAACCUCAAUUUCGUAGGUAAAUUCUAGAUAAAGCAGAAAUGCUUGUUGUUGACAGCUACUGUGGUUCAUGUAACCGUCCUGGUAUUCCUUUUUCACUGUUGAUGGUGUCUUUUUUUUUUUUACCUUUUUUUUAUUCUUAGAAACAUUUCAGUCGAGACAAAGUACAUUUGUUCCAUCCCCCGAAGACACACUUUUCCGUGAUGGAAGAAGACGGCAAAAUCGCAAUCACGGUUAUUUACGUGGUAUUAUUUCUCGCAGCCAUUCUCGGAAACGUUUUAGUCAUCUAUGUGGUGCUCCGUAAACCUGGAAUGAAAAGUCCCACUAACCUUCUGCUGGUAAACAUGGCGAUAGCUGAUCUUCUUUUUGCCUUGUUUAUGUUCCCAUUGGCCCUUACUCGAUACCAUGUCAGGGGCCUGUGGAUCGGAGGAACUUUCGGGGAAUUCUCCUGCCACGCGAUUUUCUUUAUGUCCCAUUUACCAAUUGCCGGUUCCACAACGACUUUGAUCUUCAUAGCACUGGAGAGAUUCUUUGCUAUCAUGUACCCGUACAAGGUAAUCAAGAUUUUCCGCAAAGUCUGGAUCAUUACCGUAGUGAUCUGGUUAAGUUCCGCACUUCUGAUGAUGCCCGUGGGCAUUGCGGCGGAAACCACAGAAAAGAACGGCCAAACAUACUGCGAUCGCGACUGGUCCGUGUUUGGAGAUCCCAUGAAGGCAAGUCGAAAAUUUUAUGAUGCCGCGUUCGCUGUCACCUAUGCAGUUCCAUUGCUUUUCAUGGCCAUCCUUUAUGCCGCCAUCUCCCAUAAGCUCUGGAGGCGCCAAGCACCUGGUCGCCUUACGGCGCAUGGUCAACACAACAGCAUGCUCCACAAACGUCAAGUUGUCAGAAUGCUCAUCACUGUCGUCGUCGUGUUUGCAUUGUGUUGGCUCCCUACGCAUGUGCAGCACUAUUUGAUAACAUACUUCCCGGAAGUUCACGCCCGCCUUUCGUUUGUCACCAGGGUUACAAUGAAUCUGAUUGGCCACACCAACCCGGCAAUAAACCCUUGCCUCUUGGUGGGGCUCAAUAUUCGAUAUCGCAACGAGUUUUUCAGGUUGUUCCAGGGGGUAGGAGUAGGACCUAUGGACACAACUCCAAGACCCGCUGAGAAUAUGCCGGAACUUAGAACUCGGGAAACUGGAACCACGUCACCUCUAGCAAUUUCCACAUCAAGACCAAGAAGAUGGCCACUGGUAGCAAAUCCAUAAUAAGUUACCGCCUGCUUGCUCUUAGAACCUUUUGCGUACACCACUGACUAGAGCCCUACGGUUUUCGCUUUGAGGCCCAGAGAAACAUUGUUUGAUUUAAUCAUAUGGUCGAUAUAGGGGAAUGGUCCGGGGAGGGGGGGAAUGGUACUCCCAGAAAAAAUUGGGUUGGGGUGUGUGGCCCGGUUUCGAAAACCCUUGCCCUAUUUAAAACAAAAAUCUCUGAUUUUCCCAACCCUAUUUAUGACCUGACCAAAAAUUUGAUACCAUUUUUAAGACCUGUUCCUUGAAUUAAAUACUGGUAUUAAAGGCAUUGUGAAGGGCUUUGGUUAAUGA
This is a messenger RNA of Orbicella faveolata, 2142 nucleotides long. Its product is annotated as QRFP-like peptide receptor. Gene Ontology annotation, molecular function: G protein-coupled receptor activity. Lineage: Eukaryota; Metazoa; Cnidaria; Anthozoa; Scleractinia; Merulinidae. Gene Ontology annotation, biological process: G protein-coupled receptor signaling pathway. The record is from RefSeq and is a predicted model, not a curated record. Gene Ontology annotation, cellular component: plasma membrane.